This is a messenger RNA of Stegostoma tigrinum, 4135 nucleotides long. It is a transcript of the gene scml4, whose product is annotated as Scm polycomb group protein like 4. The coding region runs from base 291 to 1559 and encodes 422 amino acids. The transcript has 8 exons. Gene Ontology annotation, molecular function: protein binding. The record is from RefSeq and is a predicted model, not a curated record. NCBI's taxonomy places the organism in Eukaryota, Metazoa, Chordata, Chondrichthyes, Orectolobiformes, Stegostomatidae.
GCUGUCAUCGUAAUGGAAAUUCACUGUUGUAGCCAUGGCAAAUCGAGUUUCUGCUCUGCCCUGAAUGCAUUAGUUUAAUGAGAUGUUUGCAGCUGGAACACUAGGCUGCUGGAGUCUUAGUUUACAAGGAAAAGCGUUGCAAAGAUGGGCUUUGCCAGUUUAUUGUGCCUGUGCAAUAAAUGUGUUCCUGCCUUGACUACUUUAGAGGUUUAACGUUGUAGUCUAGCUAAACAGUUGCUAUCCUGAACAGCAUUGCUACUCCCUUGCCACCACAAUCUGAAGAGAGUGAAAUGCAGUCUGCAAUGAAAGUGGCUUCAGAGCAUACACCAGGGCGAAGAGGAAGGAAACCAGGAAGAAAACGGAGACAGGAGCUCCUUCAGUCAGCUUUUAAACUGGCUGUGCAAAAUGUUGUGGCAGCUCCAUCUAAAAUUGUUUUACCGCUGAAAAUACCUAAAAAGAGAGGACCAAAGCCUGGAAGCAAGAGGAAGCCCCGUAUUCCACAAAAUCCUCCACCCGUCUCGCCCACCUUAAGCACUCCAGAGCCAGACACCAGCACCGUCCCCCAGGAUGCAGCGACUGUUCCCAGCUCAGCGAUUUCGCAAGCAUUGACAGUUUGCAUAUAUGUCAACAAACAUGCCUGUGUUGGGCCACAUCUUGAUAAAAAGAAAUUGCAACAGCUACCAGAUCAUUUUGGGCCUGCCAGAGCAUCCAUGGUCCUUCAGCAGGCUGUCCAAGCAUGCAUUGACUGUGCCUAUCAGCAAAAGGCAGUAUUUUCAUGUCUGAAGCAAGGCCAUGGAGGAGAGCUGAUAUCAGCAUCGUUUGAUGGAGAACAGCACACACUGAGUCUGCCAGCAGUCAACAGUAUUGUCUUCAUUCUGCGCUUCCUGGAGAAUCUCUGCCACAGUUUGCAUAGUGACAAUCUGUUUAGCAGUCAGCCAUUCACCAUAUACAACGCAACUUCUCAGACACCUGUGGAAUAUGAACAUGAGAGAAUGCACACAGAAUCUGUGAUACCAGAGGAUGACCUCAUUGGAGCUAUGGAAACCAGGUAUAGUGUGGACUCGAUGGAUUCUCCUGUGCACUUGAUGAAUCCCUCUAGCCCAUCAAGGCGUAACUCUGGAGAAUACAGGAAUGCAGGGUCCAUAUCCUAUAAUUAUCGCGCAUCCUAUCAGUCUUCCAAUGGACCUCCUUCUUCAGGCUUGCGUCGACUUUCCACCAACCCAGGUGGAGGAGGGGCCUUUUAUGAAUCAAAAGGAAGCAGUAAUGCAGCACCUAGUCCUGCCUCAGGCCCUGAACGACACAUGCUUUCUCAGGACUCCCUACGGUCUUCAAGCAGGCAUCCAUCUACCUGGACUGUGGAAGAUGUAAUGCGGUUUGUCAGAGAAUCUGACCCUCAGGCUUUGGGUCCACAUGCUGAACUUUUCAGAAAACAUGAGAUUGACGGCAAUGCUUUGAUCUUGCUGAAGAGCGACAUGAUAAUGAAGUACAUGGGACUGAAGCUGGGCCCUGCCCUGAAGCUCUGCUACCACAUUGAUAAGCUGAAACAGAGCAAAUACUAAACUACGAUGUAAACUGAAGCAGGACGAACAGAUGUCAAGUCAUUGUUUUCUUUUGCUUUUAUUUUCCUUCUGUGAAAGUGCACCAGCACUCCGAAACACUUCUCCUUACUACCGUUGUUCAGUAAUCUUCUGAUAUGUAUGAUGAAGAGGAGCUGGAAGCAAUUUGAUGCCUUGCAGCAAUACCACACACAGGGGCUGUUUUGUAGGUGAUCUCAUGUAUUGUUUCCAUCUCCGCACAAACAUAUCCAACACGUCAGCAGUGCAUGCAUUUUGAUUUCUUUCACACCCAGGAUCUGAGUGAAAAUGCCUGAGAUAUGAUCUGUGCAGUCCUUUUUGCCUGCCCCUGUUGUCGACUCAGUUAUCUGGAGGUAGCAUUUGAUUAAGUGGGUGUGUAGCAUUAUUGUACAAAUGUCAGAUUGAGUGAAGAAAUUACCUUUAACAUGUACAGUACAAGCAUAAUCUAAUUUUAGUUUUAAGGUGAAUGAAAUUGGCUUUAUGAAGUUAUAUUGAAAUGUGUACAUAAGUAUAUAAUUCUUCCCUACUACUGAAAGGUUAAUGUUUACUUAACAGAUGUGAUGGAACUCUAUAUAUGAUAAAGUCGGAAGCUUGCAGAAGGCAUUAUCUGUGGCACUCUGAUAUAUGUUGUGCAUAUAGAACAUGAUGUGUGGAUGUCGGAUUUUAUUUUGUUGAACUGAAGGACUUGUUUUGGGUUGAAUCCUGGACAGUUAUGAACGUGCUCGAGCAAAGAGCUUCACCACACUUGCAUCUGUAUACAGUGAUGGGCUUGGACUGAAACUGAUGUAUAUAGGGGUUUUUUGUGUUUUUAUUUUAUUGUAUAAUCCUCAAUAACAUUUAAUGGAACAGGUCAGUGAGCCAGUCAGGAUGAGCUUAAAUAUUGACAGGCAAUAGUUAACUCAAAACUGGACCAGGAAUAAAAAACAAUUACCACAGGCAAGUAUAUAUUCAAAUGUGGAUUUAACAAACAAGUGCACACAAAGGAUUGGGUUUAAGCAGGAACUGCACACUAGGAUGUAGAUUCGGUUGGUCAGUUUAUACUAGUGAAUGUAGAUUAUCAGGUAUAUAUUGGAACAGGGUGUAAUUAGUCAUAUUAUAUAUUGGACACUGGUGUCAAACGAGUGGCCAUUCUAUAGCACAAAGUGUGAUAACAGUUGGUGGUGAGUUGAUUUAGUGUUUGUAAGUUUGUAUUUCAGCAAAGCAUAAGCCAGAUGCCCAUUACAGAGCCACCUGAUUUUUGUUCCAUUGCAGCCAAUAUAAGGGGGCACUGUACAUAACUGGCAGCUGAUUUGUUACAGCCCAUUUUACAUCCACAUCUGAAGCAGGAAGCUGUGCCCAUACAAUUCUACAGCAAUUCACAGGUUUCCUUUCUCACUGCCAGAGUUUUUGAAUGGCCAUGUUAUUUUUAAAAAAUUCUAGCAUUUAAAAAUAAAAACUGGCAAUAAAGUCCUUCAGCCUCUGAGCAGUGAUGCAACUUGUGCUUGCUGUACAGACUAUUUAGUUAUAAGUGAUCACAUUUCAGGAGAUGUGGGAGUAAUUCUAGUGGGGGGGGGAGAAAUCAACAAAUAGCAUUAAUCAGAAAGUCAUACAGAAAGCACUUUACAUUCAUUCAGUGGGCAUGGGUAAGGCACGGAAGAUUUUAAAACAAUGCAACAUUUUUAAGCUGCUGCUUGAUCGAAGAAUUCAAUCAAUAAAUUUUCCAAACAUACAACUGGAUUAGUUUGUUCAUGAUGUGGAGCUUGGGUGCACUCAAAAUUGGAUUGGAGAUGCACCUCUGCCUCUUCCUCAAAGCCUGAGACUUUGAAAGUAACAAAUCUCCCACCACAGGAUUAUAUCGGGUAUCUGACACAAAACAGACCAUUUGGGACCAACCUGUCCCUACCAGUGUUUACGCACCAAUCAAGUUUAUUUCUUUUCAUCCUCCGUCAUCCAAAUCUAUAAUCAUAAAGACCUAGUUCCUUCUCAAUCUCAUGUUGCCUAGCUUGCCCUUAAAUUGUCUUGGCUUCAACCACUUCCUAGGAGUCCAUAUCCACAUCUAUUGUUUGUGCCACCUUUGGCGAAAAUAACAAUGAGAAGGAGAAACAUGGUGACGGCAAGACUGCAGUUUUACUGCCAAGCAGGCAGAGAGUUAAAGUUGGUCGUUGCCAGUCAGACUUAUGCUGCAAUGUUGCUGCAACGCUUGACAAUAUGAAGGGAAUGUUUUUAUCUUGGACUCAAGUUGACAUGACAUUUUUAUGGCUUCUCAUCAGAGACAAUUAGAUACCAGUUCUGUAAUGUAGUGCCUUGCUAAUUUUGUUUUACAUAUUGCCAGUAAGAAGGAAGGGGAUGUGUUUGAGUUGUUCGUAGUUUACAUCACAUAACGCGCAGCAUUGACUCCAGUUACUCCAUUCUUGCACUAAUGCUCCAUUCAAGCCUUCUCCAGUCUCUGUCCAUCUAUCAGCAUAUGCUUCUAUUCCCUUCUCCCACAUAUGCCUCUCUAGUCUCUCCUUAAAUGCAUCACUUGCCUGUUUGAAUGCUUGGUGGUGAUUAUUUUAUAAAUAAAGUUUACAUUUGUGUAGUUA